AUGGGAACCGAAACAACUUGCAAAAAACCGUGCUCUGUGUGUCUAAAAGCAUCGCACGGCUGCCAUUUCGGCGCAGAAACGUGCCGAGCGUGUGCCGCAUUCUUCCGGCGUUCCGUGUUCCUCAAAAUCCAUUACAACUACUGUCGAAAUGCCAAGAACAAUUGCUGGCUGGAAAACGGAAAGUGGCUAUGCAAAAAAUGCCGCCUUCGUCGCUGCUAUAAUGUCGGAAUGCAAGAAAAAAACGUCCAAUACGAUCGAGAUUUGUUCUCAAUCAGAGGCAAGAUGGCUCAAAGAAUUCCUCGAACAAUGGAACAAUUCGCAGGAAGACCUCACAUCCUUCUCCUCUUCGAUCCCAAGCUCGCUUCACCAAAUAAAACCAUAAUCGAUCUUCAACCAUUAAUCGACAAGCUGCAUUUCAUUCUAGGCAAGAAAAAUCCAACGCCUCGCUAUCUAGAGAACAAGAAUCUGUUCGAGCGAAUAGUAAGCUCCUUCAAUAACCUCUUCUUCUCCGAAAACACGUUUCCCAAGGAAAACAGGACGAUUCAAAUAAUUUCAAGAAUUGGGAAGCAGACGAUGCUAAAACGAAUGUCGACAGAUCUCUUAAAAGCCGCCCAAUGUGCAAUGCAAACCCAUAUGCUCGAUAAUGUACCACUGCCAAUAAAGAUGAGAAUUAUUAGUAAUUUCUGGGAGGUAUGGGACGAAUUGAACAAGCUUUUUCUAACAUUACACAUAAAGGGACCAGAAUGGCUCAACGGCAAGAUAUUCCUAGUGAACAGUAUCGAGGCAAUCGAUGUACAAAACACUGAUUUCGAGGUCACAUGGAUCACAAAGUAUCCAAAGGAUCAAAUCGUAUCAUACUACCGGUAUAUGAGAACCGAUACGUUCAAAAAGAUUUGCGAGCUUCUCAAAAAAAUCAAUCCAAGUGUAGAAGAAUCCAUAUUUAUAAUCUUCUUUGUUUGUCUUACCCUAAAAGGUCGCAACCCAUGCCAAGAAAUGUCCGAAUACACUGAAUCAAUAAUUGAUACUCUAACCGACUGUCUCCAUGAUUACUACUCGAAAACCUUAAAGCUCAAUAAUUAUUCGCACAGAUUAUCCCAAUUAUUGGCAAUUAAAAAAGUAAUAGAAUUUGCUCGAAAGAGUCCAACGGCCAACACUUCGGCGUCGAGUCGUGUCGAGCAUGCGCCGCAUUUUUCCGGCGAUGUGUGUUCCUCAAGCUCGAAUUCAAGUGCAGGACAAAAACCAACGAUUGUGAAGCAGAAUAUGGGAGAAGUUCAAUAUGAUCGAGAUUUACUCUCAACAGGCGGAAAGUUGGCUCAAAAGAUCCCCCGAACAAUGGAACAAUUCGCCGGAAGACCUCACAUCCUUCUCCUUUUCGAUCCCGAGCUUGCAUCACCUAAUAAGACCGUUAUCGAUGUCAGCCCUAUGCUCGACAGGGUCUACAGCAUCCUAUGCACAGACGUCGCACUUCCGCCCAACCUUCUACGGAUGAAUCUUCUUCAGCGAAUCGUGCACGUCUUCGAACAACAGAGCACCUCUACAUACGACAACUAUCAAAUGAUCUCAAAUAUGGGAAAAGAGCAAAUGCUUGCCUAUGUCGAACGCGAUAUUAUAGGAACGGCUCUCUGCGCUAUGGGGUCUCACAUGCUCGAAAAUAUCCCAAUAGAAAUUCGAAUGCGAAUGGUUGGCAGCUUCUGGAAGUUAUGGUCAAAUUUGGGAAAACUCUUUUUGACAAUAAACGUGAGAGGCGAUCAAGUGCAAAACGACAAGGUAUUUUUACUAAAUGGGGAUGAGGCUGUGGAUCUCAACAACACCGACUUUGACAUCUCAUGGAUGACAAGAUAUUCAAAAGAGCAUAUCGAUUUGUAUAUGCGCUGUAUUCAAGGCAACGCGUUCGAAAGGGUUUUCGAUAUUCUCAACAAAAUCAAACCAUCCAUGGAAGAAGCAAUCUUCAUGUCAUGUAUGAUCUGUCUCUACGACACAGGAAAAUGUGAAGGGGGAGAAAUCCAGGAAAUCGCCGAAUCUCUCAUCGACUCCUUAACCGACUGUCUACACGAUUACUACUCGAACACCCUAAAGCUUGCUAAUUAUUCUCACAGAUUAUCAUUGUUACUACAAUUCAAGGAUGUUAUCAUAGUUUCAACAAUGGAAACAACUUCAACAUUAUCGAAAUGCGCAAUUUGCGAAAAACCAUCGCAUGGCAUCCAUUUCAGCGUCGAAUCAUGUCGAGCCUGUUCGGCAUUCUUUCGACGUUCGGUCUAUCUAAGAAUAGAAUUUAAGUGUAAAAACAACAACAAUUGCAAAUGGGAAGACGGACGAUGGAAGUGCAAAAAAUGCCGUCUAAAACGGUGCUACGAGGCCGGAAUGCAGGAAAAAAACAUUCAAUACGACAGGGACAAAAUCUCAAGAACUGAAAACCUGGGAUCAUCGGCAAUUCAAAAAAUUCCUCGGACGUUCGAACAAUGCGCGGGUCGACCUCAUAUUCUUCUCCUAUUCGACCCCGAGCUCGCUUCUCCCGAGAAAACCUAUAUCGACGUUAGUCCACUUCUAAACCAAGCUCGUCUGAUUCUGAGCCAAGAUUCACCGCUACCCUCAAAUUUUAAACAUAAGAAUUUACUUCAAAGGUACGUGUAUGUCUUCGAGAAACUCGUCACAUCAAUAAAGAAGAAUCAAUUAAAGCUAAUUUCCAAUAUGGGCAAAACUGAGAUGAUCUCCUGUGUUGAGCACGGAUUGCUUGAAGCUGCCCAAUGCUCAAUGCAUUCACAUAUGUUCGACAAUGUUCCAAUCAACAUAAGGAUUAUCGUGCUCAACAGCAAACAGACUGUGGACUGGAAAAAUACCGAUUUCGACACCUCAUGGCUAACCAAUUAUUCAAAAGAACAAAUGAUUAUGUACUACCGUACCUUGCAAACCGAUUCAUUUGUCAAAGUGUUCCAACAUCUCAAGAAGAUCAAGCCAAGUGUUGAAGAAGCUAUUUUCAUCACCUGCAUUGUCUGUCUAUCCUACAAAGAUAUUCAAUAUCAUAGGGAUUUGCUCAAGACAACCGACAAAAAUUUUAGCAGCGUUAUUUCCAAAAAAGAUCUCGGUGUGGCCAAAAGAAAUCCUAGGAUUCGAAAUCCAACAUACCCUCGAACCAUGGAACAAUUCGCCGGGAGACCUCACAUCCUUCUACUUUUCGAUCCUGAGCUGGCAUCACCUAAUAAGACAUUAAUUGAUGUCAACCCAAUGCUCGACAAAGUAUAUGGAAUAUUGUGUAAGCAGCUUGACAAUGUGGGAAAAACUGAAAUGCUUGGAUUCCUAGAAAACGGGAUGAUCGAAGCAGCCCAAUAUGUAAUGGAUUCUCAUAUGCUUGAUCAGGUUCCAUUAAACAUAAAGAUGAAACUUGUAUGCAAUUUCUGGCAAUUAUGGGCUGAGCUCGGCAAUACAUUUUUGACACUACAGGUGCGCGGCGAGAAGCUGCUAAAAGACAAGAUAUUUCUGGUGAAUAAUAAUCAAGCUAUCGAUUGGUACAAUACCAACUAUGAAAUCUCAUGGGUCCCAAAUUAUUCAAAAGAGCAAAUGAAUUGGUACUACCGUUGCCUGCAAACUGACCCAAUCGAAAGGAGCUUCAAUGUAAUAAGUAAGAUGAAACCAACGAUAGAGGAAGCUAUAUUUAUCAUCGGCCUAGUCUGUUUAUCAUACAAAGGUCGCAACUCAUCUCCAGAGCUGUCCGAAUACGCUGAAUCAAUAGUUGAUACUCUAACCGACUUAACCCACUGCCAAGUGUGCUUGCGAUCAUCUCACGGAAAUCAUUUCGGCGUAGAAACGUGUCGAGCGUGUGCCGCAUUCUUCCGGCGAUGUGUCUUCCUUAAGCUCAACUUCAAAAUCUGCCGCAAUCUCAACGAUAAAUGCGAUCCACAAAACGGAAGGUGGCUGUGUAAAAAAUGCCGCCUUCGGCGUUGCUACAACGUAGGAAUGAACGAUAAAAACGUGCAAUACGAUAGAGAUACUCACUCAACAGCAGAGAAGCCUUGUAGUAACAAUAGAAUAAUAAUCCAUAAAGAAGGUGAACUACUCAAAGGUCCGGAAACAAUGGAGCAAUUCGCCGGAAGACCUCACGUCCUUCUUCUAUUCGAUCUCGAGCUUGCAUCACCUAAUAAGACAUUUAUCGAUAUCAGCCCUAUGCUCGACAAGGUCUACGGGGUGGUCGUUAAGGAGCAUCCUCUUCCUCAAAGCUUGAAGAGUCAAAAUCUACUUCAACGAAUCGUGCAUGCGUUUAAUGAAUUGAGUUCUUCGAUGUCGAACUGUAGUUAUAAGCUGCUCCACAGAAUUGGAAAACCCGAAAUAAUGGACUCUUUGAAAAAAGGGAUGGUCGAAGCCGCACAGUUUGCAACCGAUUCGCAUAUUUUCGAUAAUAUCCCAAUUCAAGCUCGGAUGAAUCUGGUAUGCAAUUUCUGGCAAUUAUGGGGGAAACUCGGCAAAAUCUUCCUAACAAUGAACGUACGCGGUGCGCAAGUUCUUAACGACAAAAUAUUUCUGUUUAGCCAUAAACAGGCUAUCGAUUGGUACAACACAGACAUAGACUUCUCAUGGGCUACCAAUUAUUCAAAAGAGGAAAUGAAUUGGCGAUGUGUCUUUCUUAAGCUCAAUUUCAAAAAUUGCCGCAAUCUCAACGAUAAAUGCGAUCCGCAAAACGGAAGCUGGUGGUGCAAAUGCCGUCUUAAGCGCUGCAACGAUGUCGGAAUGCAGAAAUCAAAAGUACAAUACGAUAGGGAUGUGCACUCAACCGCUGCCAAACCUACAAGAACUUUAGUAAUAAUUCCCAAUGAAAGUAGUACAUUAUUUCAAGGCCCGGAAGUAGUUAAAACAAUUCCGUUGAUUCCUCACAAUCUAGAAGUUGAACGAAUCCCGAGGACAAUGGAACAAUUCGCCGGAAGACCUCACGUCAUCCUUCUAUUCGAUCCCGAGCUUGUAUCUCCGAAAAAGACAUUUAUCGAUAUCAGCCCUAUGCUCGACAAGGUCUACGAAAUAUUGCGCAAGGAACAUCCUCUUCCUCCAAACUACAAAAGUCAUAAUCUACUGCAGCGAAUCGUAUAUACGUUUCAGGAGUUGAGCUCCUCGACAAAAAACUAUACCUACAAGUUGCUCGACAAUGUAGGAAAAUCGGAUAUGCUGAGUUAUUUAGAAAAAGGAAUGAUCGAAGCUGCACAAUUUGUAAUGAACUCCCAUCUACUCGACCACAUUCCAGUAGCUGUAAGGAUGAACAUCUUUUGCAAUUUCUGGCAAAUAUGGGGAACCCUCGGCAAAAUCUUUUUAACACUGCACGUGCGCGGCGAACAAGUUCUUAAAGAUAAAGUAUUUCUUAUAACUGAGAACAAAGCAAUAAAGUGGUGUCACACAAACUUUGAAUAUUCAUGGAUCACCAAUUAUUCACAACAACAAAUGGAUUGGUACUAUCAAUACUUACAAACCAUACCCCUAGGAGGUAUAAUAAACCGCAUACGUAUGAUUAAUCCAAGUACAGAAGAAGCCAUCUUCAUCACCAGUCUAAUUUGCCUGUCAUACAAAGGUCGAAUUUCAUCUCCGGAUCUGUCCGAAUACACUGAAUCAAUAAUUGAUACUCUAACCGACUGUCUCCACGAUUACUACUCGAAUACCUUAAAGCUCACUAAUUACUCUCACAGAUUAUCACAAUUAUUGGGAAUUAAGAAGAUAAUAGAUGAUCAUUCAAAUCUUCGCCGCCAACAAUUUGAUCUUUCCAACAAAUUCGACGUUUUCUCCGUCCAAUUUUCGCAUCCCGAGUUAAUUGAUCUAUGCUUUUAA
Caenorhabditis bovis is the source of this 5799-nucleotide messenger RNA. NCBI's taxonomy places the organism in Eukaryota, Metazoa, Nematoda, Chromadorea, Rhabditida, Rhabditidae. The record is from the annotation of a GenBank genome assembly.